AUUGGCAUCUUGUGCUGAGCAUUUCGUUGCGGAUGUUACGUGUGUGUUUGUUGCUUCAAAGCAAAAUCCAAAAAAAAGCAGUCCGCUUGAGUUUCGUCUUUCGGUGUUUUCAAUAACGCGAUCGCAGCAAUAACAACAACAGCAACAACAAAAGUAUCUAAUUAAAAACAAACUGUGUGUGAUUGAAUCAGAAUUACGUGCAGCUCCAACAAGUCAUAACAAACACACCCAGUGCACCGGAGAGAGAAAUAGUUCAGAGAGUUUUGCAAAUUAAAAGGCAAAUUUAUUUAAAUUGACGCUAAUUAAGCUGGUCGAUUGCUUUAACCACGCGGUUAAUAAUUUUUUUAUUUGCAUUAAAUCUUGUGCAACUCCACAAAUAUUUUGUAUAAUACACUGAAGUUAAUUAAUAUCAUUCCAUCUCCCGCACUCCACUAGACUUCAUUAAUAGCUGUGAAGCUGGUUAAACUGUGUUUUGCGUGUGCCAAUAUCUGUGUGUGUGUGUGUGUGUGUGUGUGUGUGUGUGUGUAUUUUGGCCAGAAUAUUUAUUAUCAGACGCUAAAAGGAUUACGAACCCGUUCAUCUUCAUCAGCAUCCUCAAACCGAGCCAAAUAUUUGCGAACGUUUUAACAACGACGACUUUUGUCUGGGAUUUUUGUGCGCUUGCGGAAAUCUUCCAUUCGUUGCAGCAAAAAACUUAAGUUAUGAUGUCACAUCAGCAGCAGACACGUCGCCGUUUGGGCUCCGUUAGCGACUCGGCUCCGCCAUCAGAGUCCAGCGAGGGCACCGCCUCCUCGGAGCAGCGGGAUGAGCUCAUCCUACACCAGGAUUGGUCAGCACACUCCCAAUCCUCGGCACAGCGGAGCAGCGCACAUGGCACCACAUCGCUGUACAAUGCCUCGGACAUUGAUGCGGACACCAUUAGCACAGACACGAGCAGCAACACGAAUCUGACAGAGUAUGAGCGUGGACAGGUGGAGAGUUUCUUUGCGGGCCUCGGCACCGAGAUCUUUGUCAGUGGCGCUCUAGCUAAUCUGUAUGAGGGCACUGGCAAUGAUGGCGAUUGGCGUCUGGUUUUCACAGGCAUUCCAGUCAUACUCCAUGACAAGGGCAAUUCCCGGGCGAGAUCUAUUCCGAGGCUCACCCUGGUGCUGGCGGAGCGCGGCUCGUGCUUUGCCUUGUGGUCGGAUCGUGUCGAUAAUCUAUCCAAUUAUCGCAUUGCUGGACCCUCAUUCCACACGAUGUGCCUGUCCAGCAAUCAUCAGCAGAUGAUCGGUUUCAGUUUCGACUCGACGGAUGCUGCCCGUGAGCUCUGGCAGCAUGUGGAGCGGUUGGUCAGCGAUCCGGAGAACAUAGCCCUCUCAGCGCCCGGGCGCAAGCAGAAGAAACAGAAGCGAGUGAAGCCGGCACCAUUGCCGCCCAAAUCGCAAAUCUCGCAUCCAUGCCAGUUCCAUCAUGUGACCAGCGUGGUCAAGGAGGACAGUGAGCGAUACUACAGCAUGCAGGCCUUUGGUCCCAUCAAUUCCCAGCAACAGCAUCGUUGAUCAGGGUCGGGCGCGUGGAUCUGGAACACGAGCGCCCUAUGGUGGCAGAAUUAGCCAACCAACCAAUUCCCAUACACAAAAUCAAAAGUCCAGUCCCCCCUAAGCUAACAAAAUGAAUAUAAAAUUAAUAAUAUAUAUAUGUAGUUCUAGUUCAACAGUUGAGCUUCUUUAACUCGAACCAAAGCAAUUAGAGAAAAAUUUAAAAAAAAAAA
Molecule: messenger RNA, 1753 nt
Organism: Drosophila grimshawi
Lineage: Eukaryota; Metazoa; Arthropoda; Insecta; Diptera; Drosophilidae
Gene: MESR3
Exons: 4
Coding region: 702-1541 (279 amino acids)
Biological process (GO): regulation of transcription by RNA polymerase II
Cellular component (GO): nucleus
Molecular function (GO): DNA-binding transcription factor activity, RNA polymerase II-specific; RNA polymerase II cis-regulatory region sequence-specific DNA binding
Source: RefSeq, a predicted model, not a curated record